AAGACGCAUGAAGGCGCCAUUAUAUUUACCAAUCAAUCAUUUUCCAUUUGAUGGAAGUCAAGUACGCAUCUUGGUAUACCGGGAAUGUGAUACCCGAGGAAGACGCCUACUGUUCGAUUCAAAUGCCCUAGAGAAAGUCUAUCACAAGGAAAAGAAUGGCAACAACAACAGCAGCAGUAGUUCGAACAAACACAUUGGCUCGAAGUCAACAUCGUCCAUUGGAUCGUCGUCAUUACUCUCGGAUAGAUUAAGUGCUGCAUCAUCAGCAAAUAAUUCGAAUAAGGGAGCUCAUUCCAACGGUGGUUAUAUCGAUGUGUGUGAUGAAUAUGGCUAUAAGCACAAUCGUCCCAAUUCGACUGAUAUCAGCAGUAUCGGUGAAAUGGUGUUCGGUGCAUUGGCCAUGUCAUUUCGUGGCCCCUCAUUAAAAGUCCACUGGCUGCAACCACCCUCUCGGCUAUUAUGUUCCCAGGUAUUUUUAACACCGCUCAGACCCAACAACAAUGGACAUUCGCCAUAUUCCACCUUUUCCACAAACAGUCUGGCAACCCCGCGUACCUCAAUAUGCAGUGAACAUGGCUCCAUUGAUGGCCUAUCGAUGAGCUCGUUCUCCUUGCCCUAUUCCAUGGGAAUGGGCCGUAACCAAAGUCUAACACCCAGUGAUCUCAGCACAUCUGUGUCAUCUCCACUCGAUGUACCCUCAAUCGAUCAACAAUCGAUUAUGACAAAUACGGAUAGUAGCAAUGCUGAUCGUUUCUCAAGCACCUAUAGUACGGGUACGGAUUCGGGUUAUUCGGCAAUAAGUCGUGGUGCCGGUACUGCAUCCUCUUCGGAUCAGUGGUCUGCUGCUUCGUAUCAAUAUUCAACUCGCAGUAGUUUGGGCUCUGUUAUGUCGGAACAAUCGUCGGAUCGGGUACGAAAAUGCAGUAUUGAUUCGAAUAUUUAUCCUGGCAGUAGCUGUUCGGGCAGUACCAAUGCCAUGGGCAUUUCCAGUGAUGGCAGUCUGCAGCGAAGAAUAUCCCGCAACAUUGUGACGUCUUUCGAAAACGAAAACUCCAUGAAUGACCUGAUCGGGUUCGUAACGGAUAAUUAUGCCAAUAUUAUGAUGAGCAAUAGCAGUGCCCCCACAGCUGGUGGUAGUGAGGGCUUAAAUUUGGGUGUUAACUAUCCGAGGCCGAAUUGUAGUUAUACGACAAAUGAAUCUCGUAGCAAUCCUGAAAUGGGCCGUAGACGAGAAAUGGCUCCGAACCAAAUGAAGGCGGCCUCACGCAGAGCCAGACUGGGUCUGGCCGUGUGUAUCACAAUGAGUGAAUCUUUUGAGGAGGAAAUGGAAUUGUUUUGCAGUGAACACAUUGCCCUGUUCGAGAGCAUGCUGAGUCGUUUGAGGGCCAGCACGGAGAUAGCCUAUAUACACCAUAAUAAUUUCCUUCAAAUUAUGUAUCAAAUUUGGCAGGACACCCAGCAGUGGUUUGUGGACUUGUUUACAGCACCACGUAUCAAAUGUCCUGUGUGGCUGAGUAUAACCACCAGUGGCAGCAAAUACUCGAAAAAUGUGGCCGAACGUUUUAUAAAGGAGCUGUGUUGGCUGCUAUCAUUUGCCGAUACCAAAGAUACCAAUUUUUUUAUAAGCACAAUGUUGACGGCAAUUCUGACACACCAUCUGGGCUGGGUACCCACUGUGUCACCGUUUAGUUCGUCGUCUUCAACGGCAGCUGUGGAGCAGCGUGCCAAAUUGUUACAGGUUUCUCAGAAGCAUCCCUACAAUGCCUUGUGGGCCCAAAUGGGUGAUUUAUUUGGGGCCAUAGGUCUGCCACCAAAAUUGGCCCGAACUGUGAUAUAUGGCACGGAAAAGCUGUCCGUGGAAAGACUUUUAAAUGUACUGACCUAUUUUAUACGGUGCGGCGAGGUGCGACGCUCGGCCAAAAAGGAGGACUACAACAGGGACAUGGUGAAUAAUAUUGUGGCCCAAAAUAAAAAUGAAACAUUUAAAAAAUCCCCCCUCUAUGGAGGUGCUGGUAAAAGGCUGGGCAAUGAGGCUGCCAGAAAUUCUGGUGUCUUGGGGAAUAAUUGUGGUAUUGGCGCGGGUGGUAUAAAAAGUGGCUUGACUAGAUCUCAGACGUGCAAACAAAACCUUAGUUUACACGAUAUUGGUGGUGACGACGACACCUUCUGCGAAAGAGAUGAAGAAUAUGAUGAAGACGAAACGGACGCAGCCAUACGCACCUAUAAAAAGAAUGAAAUUCCAACUGUAUUGGCAUUUAGAGAUUCCAGAUUUGUGCAACAAGAGUUGCGUAUUGGUAAUUAUCUGAUGGACACCGGUAUCGAACGAAACUCUGUGGCCCAGUACCAAAAGGCCAAACAAAGGGAGCUGGUCCAGAACAAAAACGAGGGCAGAAUACGUCUGACCCUUACCACACCAGAUAAUGUGGAAUUAAUUGUUGAAGAUCCCAGUAAUUGCAAUGCCGCCGAGGAGGAACAGGUGGAAGGUGUUUUGGAGGCCAUUGAAAUUGAAACGUUAGCUGAACAUCGUAAGAAACGACCAUUCUUUUGGAGCAUGGCAGCAGCAGAAGUCAAGGAAGGACUUAGUUUAAAGGAGCUUAAUAAACUGCAACAGUGUGGGACAGAGGUGGCACCUUCCUCCAUGACGACGACGAAGGACAAAGAUGGAAAAGUUCGCAACCCUGCUACCCAACAUUUGUCACUGUCCGCAUUGAUAACUCAGAAUAGCAUUGGCAAAAGUGAUUGUCCCAUGACCUGGGGUGUGGAACCGAUCAAAGAAAAUGUAAGCCACGAGGAGCAAAUACACUUUGAUAUUUCUCACAAACAUAUCGAACGGGAGCAUGGCAUUGGUCGCAACAAGGAAGAAGGUGGUGGUAGUGGUGUGGUCUUUGUAUUGGGUGAUAAUGAGCCAUUGGUGAAUAUCAAACGAAGUACUGAAGAUUUGUCAAAUGAUCAACAAAAAUCGGAACAUAUGUUGUGUCCACUACAUCAACCAACGCAACAAUUGAAGAAGCAUUCGGGAGUUAAAUUUAAUUUCGAACAAUACCCGCAAAUUGUAACCAACUAUAUGAAGAGUAAAAAUCUUCUUAUGACCAAUUAUGAUUUGCUAAUGGACAAGUGUUCCAAAUUGGAGGCUGCCCAGAAUAACAGUCCUGACAGCAGUAGUCAACGUCAGCAGCAACAGCUUCAGCAACAAAUUAUUGAUGCCAACCUUACCACAACAUUCCCUCCGCAGAGCAAACAAACAAAUGCCACAACAACAACGUCGACCCCAAAUUGUAUUGUCUGUCAGGGUCUGUUGAAUGCCUAUCAGACGCCUUCGAAUGCCACAGAGUUGGAGUUUGAAUCGGAUGAGCUGCAUUGUUUUGUGAAUAACAAAGCGAAACCGGCAAGUCCAACAACACCUGCCCUAACCACCGUUAGUUCACAGGCUUCGGUGCAGACGUUAAUAUCCAAUGUGGAGAUGAGAGAAUUACCCACACCCACCGCAGAGACUCCGAAGAAAACCUUCUUCAGCUCCAAUCAAAAGAAGUGCUCUUCGCAGCGUGGCUCCAUGUCUUCGGUGGCGGCGAAAUGUGCUGCCGCCAAUGAGGCGAUGCAUUUGCUGCAAAUGCCUAUACCGGCUGUCAAGGAUAUACCACAGGAUGACGAGCUGAGCGGAGAUAUGAAAUUGCCGGUGGGCUUUAUACCAUCACUCUUUUUGAAUGUCAAUGAUCAUUAUGUGCCGGAUAUGGUGUUGCAGGGUACCUAUGCUUCUCCCUCCAAAUGGGAAAUCAAUUUACGAGAAGACUUGGCGCUGGCCGCCCAUUCCGCUUCUCUGAUAUCACUGCCUGCCGAAAACAUUGCCAUUAUUGCCGACAUGGAGAAAUGGGAUGUCAAACUAAUCUCCUCACAGUCACAACAUUUUCCAUAUGCCGGUGGACAAAGUGCCCCCGUGGGCAUGUCUCAGCUAGUUUCCUCAAUGUUGGAGACAGUACAAAUUAUGAACAGUGCCGGCAUAUCGGCCUAUGAGUGCCUCUCAUUUAUGGAAUCCAAACUCCAGGAAAUCUAUUUGCAUUCGGAAACUUUAGCCGCCUUUCUGUUGGAAACUGAUUUUUGUUCCUUGAGUGCUGUGACCACAGCCUUAAAUCUAUCUGAAAAUGAUGUACCCCUGCUGUUGUCCAUUGCCUCCAUACAUACGCCGCAAAUAAGUAAAAAAUGUGGCAUCAGUUUUAGAUGACAAGA
This is a messenger RNA of Musca vetustissima, 4221 nucleotides long. RefSeq lists its product as uncharacterized. The transcript is spliced from 11 exons. The record is from RefSeq and is a predicted model, not a curated record. Gene Ontology annotation, molecular function: ATPase inhibitor activity; protein-folding chaperone binding. NCBI's taxonomy places the organism in Eukaryota, Metazoa, Arthropoda, Insecta, Diptera, Muscidae. The coding region runs from base 8 to 4216 and encodes 1402 amino acids. Gene Ontology annotation, cellular component: cytoplasm.